Messenger RNA from Aspergillus affinis, 960 nucleotides. RefSeq names its product glycoside hydrolase family 43 protein. Bases 1 to 960 code for a protein of 319 amino acids. Gene Ontology annotation, molecular function: hydrolase activity, hydrolyzing O-glycosyl compounds. Lineage: Eukaryota; Fungi; Ascomycota; Eurotiomycetes; Eurotiales; Aspergillaceae. Gene Ontology annotation, biological process: carbohydrate metabolic process. The record is from RefSeq and is a predicted model, not a curated record. The transcript has 2 exons.
AUGCCUAUCCGAACUGCUCUUGCUCUCUCCCUUCUAUCCAGCUACGCCUGGGCCGACUCUUGGCAAGUCAUUGACAGCGACUUCCCUGACCCGAACGUGAUUCAGACCGAUGAUGGAUACUACGCGUUCGGAACGACGAGCGGCGGCAAAAACGCACAAGUCGCACACUCGUCUGAUUUCAACACUUGGGAUAAGUUGGAUACCGAUGCUCUCCCCGGCCCGUUCCCCGACUGGGUGAAGGACGAUGCCCAUCCGGGCAUUUGGGCGCCGGAUGUUAUUCAACGAAAUGAUGGAUCAUUCGUCAUGUACUUCUCCGCGGCAGCUCGCGAAGACGACAGCAAGCACUGCCUCGGAGCCGCGACGUCGGACACGAUCACGGGACCCUACGAGCCCUCAUCCGACUCCCUCGCCUGCCCUCUUGAUCAAGGCGGCGCCAUCGACGCAGCCGGAUUCAAGGACUCCGAUGGGACAUUCUACGUCGUGUACAAGAUCGACGGAAAUAGUUUGAACGGGGACGGAACGACCCAUCCCACACCCAUCAUGCUGCAGAAGCUUCAAUCAGACGCCGUGACUCCUGACGGUGACGCCGUGCAGCUUCUCGACCGCGAUGACAACGACGGACCCCUUGUCGAGGCGCCUUCCCUCGUCAAAUCUGGCGACACGUACUUUUUGUCUUUCUCGUCAAACAUGUACAACACGAAGGAUUACGAUGUUAGUUAUGCGACUGCUGAUUCGGUUGGCGGACCGUAUACCAAGGUGAACGCUCCGGAUGCCCCCUUGCUGGUGUCUGGAGAUCCCAGCAAUGUUGGAGAUUUGGGAGGUCCCGGCGGUGCUGAUUUCCGGGAAGAUGGAAAGGCGAUUUUGUUCCAUGCCUUUAACAAUGGCGAGAAUCUCGAUGAGGGGCGAGGUGUUUGGGCUGCGAACAUCAACAUUGAGGAUGGAGUCAUCCAUAUUGAGUAA